Messenger RNA from Closterium sp. Yama58-4, 330 nucleotides. Lineage: Eukaryota; Viridiplantae; Streptophyta; Zygnematophyceae; Desmidiales; Closteriaceae. The record is from the annotation of a GenBank genome assembly.
AUGUCGGUCUCUCUCGUCAUAGUGUGUAAUUUGAGGAAAUGGGCCCUGACUAGCAAAGGGCUCAAUGGCAGCAUACCCCGCAGCAUUGGCAACCUCUCUCAGCUAACCUCACUUCUGCUCCAAAACAACCAGCUAUCAGGCACCAUACCGAGCGAAAUCAGCAAUCUGUCACUUGUCACACAACUGUCCUUGAAUAACAACCGCCUCUCAGGCACCAUUCUUAACCUGUGCACCCUCCCCUAUCUCUACGUUUUAGAUCUCUCCAACAACCAGUUCACAGGAUCUAUUCCCUUGGGACUCUCAAACUUAAAAAGGUUGCGCUUGAUGUAA